Molecule: messenger RNA, 789 nt
Organism: Capronia epimyces CBS 606.96
Lineage: Eukaryota; Fungi; Ascomycota; Eurotiomycetes; Chaetothyriales; Herpotrichiellaceae
Product: 30S ribosomal protein S5
Exons: 2
Coding region: 1-789 (262 amino acids)
Biological process (GO): translation
Cellular component (GO): ribosome; cytosolic small ribosomal subunit
Molecular function (GO): structural constituent of ribosome; RNA binding
Source: RefSeq, a predicted model, not a curated record
AUGGCUGACGCUGCUCCUCGUGGACGUGGUGGAUUCGGUGAUCGGGGCCGUGGAGACAGAGGCCGGGGAGAUCGAGGUCGAGGUCGACGAGGUGGCCGUCGUGGAGGUGCGAAAUCAGAGGAGAAGGAGUGGCAACCGGUCACAAAGCUGGGUCGUCUGGUAAAGGCUGGGAAAAUCCAGAGCAUGGAACAAAUCUACCUCCACUCGCUCCCUAUCAAGGAAUACCAGAUUGUCGAUUUCUUCCUGCCCAAGCUGAAGGAUGAAGUGAUGAAGAUCAAACCCGUCCAGAAGCAAACCCGAGCCGGUCAGCGAACUCGAUUCAAGGCCAUUGUGGUCAUCGGUGACAGUGAGGGUCACGUCGGUCUCGGUAUCAAGACGUCCAAAGAAGUCGCGACCGCCAUUCGUGCUGCCAUCAUCAUUGCCAAACUCUCUGUCCUACCCGUCCGACGAGGCUACUGGGGUACCAACCUUGGUGAACCUCACUCUCUGCCCACCAAGGAGUCUGGAAAGUGUGGCUCUGUUACAGUUCGAUUGAUUCCUGCGCCCCGAGGAACCGGCCUCGUCGCCUCCCCCGCUGUCAAGAGACUGUUGCAGCUUGCUGGUGUCCAGGAUGCGUACUCUUCCUCUGCUGGAAGCACAAAGACGCUGGAAAAUACUUUGAAGGCUACCUUCGUCGCUGUGAGCAACUCGUACGGCUUCCUGACACCCAAUCUGUGGAAGGAGAACAAGCUCAUCCGCAGCCCGUUGGAGGAGUAUGGUGACGUGUUGAGAGAAGGCAAGAGAUACUAG